AUGAAUCAAAGGAAUACUACAGGAGUCCUAGAAUUCCUCCUCCUGGGUUUGUCAGAGGACCCAGAGCUGCAGCCCCUCCUCUUUGGGCUCUUCCUCUCCAUGUACCUGCUUACUGUGUGGGGGAACCUGCUCCUCAUCCUGGCCGUCAGCUCAGACUCCCACCUCCACACCCCCAUGUAUUUCUUCCUCUCCAACCUGUCCUUGAUGGACAUCUGCUUCACCUCCACCACCAUCCCCAAGAUGCUGCGCAACAUUUGGACACAGAACCAAGCCAUCACCUAUGCGGGCUGCAUCACACAGGUGUACUUUUUCCUGUUCUUUGUUGUGACGGACAACUUCCUGCUGACCGUGAUGGCCUAUGACCGCUAUGUGGCCAUCUGUCACCCCCUGCGUUACACGGUCAUCAUGAACCCCCGGCUCUGUGGGCUGCUGGUUCUGCUGUGCUGUACUGUGAGUGUACUAUACUCUUUGCUACAGACCUUAAUGGUAUUGCAGUUGUCCUUCUGUGCAAAGGUGACAAUCCCUCACUUCUUCUGUGAACUCAAACAGAUAGUCCAGCAGUCCUGCUCUGACAUUUCUCUCAAUGACUUGGUGACAUACAUUGUAUCUGCACUGCUGGGUUUUGGUUCUUUAUCUGGGAUCCUUUACUCUUACUCUAAGAUCGUCUCCUCCAUAUUGAAAAUUGCCUCAGCACAGGGGAAGUACAAAGCCUUUUCCACCUGUGCUUCUCACCUCUCAGUUGUCUUUUUAUUUUAUUGUUCAGCCUUUGGAGUCUACCUGAGCUCUUCUGGAACCCUCAGCUCCCACUCAAGUGCAGUUGCCUCGGUGCUGUACACUGUGGUCACCCCCAUGCUGAACCCUUUCAUCUACAGCCUCAGGAACAAAGACAUCAAGGGGGCUCUAGAAAUAGUCUUUAGAAAGCAAAGCAUAAAAUGGUUUGAUGGUUGA
Messenger RNA from Erinaceus europaeus (western European hedgehog), 948 nucleotides. Its product is annotated as olfactory receptor 7A10-like. Gene Ontology annotation, cellular component: membrane. The transcript has a single exon. NCBI's taxonomy places the organism in Eukaryota, Metazoa, Chordata, Mammalia, Eulipotyphla, Erinaceidae. The record is from RefSeq and is a predicted model, not a curated record. Gene Ontology annotation, molecular function: G protein-coupled receptor activity; olfactory receptor activity. Gene Ontology annotation, biological process: G protein-coupled receptor signaling pathway. The coding region runs from base 1 to 948 and encodes 315 amino acids.